Maudiozyma barnettii is the source of this 1350-nucleotide messenger RNA. RefSeq names its product IMP 5'-nucleotidase (gene ISN1). Lineage: Eukaryota; Fungi; Ascomycota; Saccharomycetes; Saccharomycetales; Saccharomycetaceae. Gene Ontology annotation, biological process: nicotinamide riboside biosynthetic process; nucleotide metabolic process; inosine salvage. The coding region runs from base 1 to 1350 and encodes 449 amino acids. Gene Ontology annotation, molecular function: magnesium ion binding. The transcript has a single exon. The record is from RefSeq and is a predicted model, not a curated record.
AUGUCGUCAAGAUACAGAGUGGAAUAUCACUUAAAAAGUCAUAGGAAGGAUGAAUUCAUUGAAUGGAUUAAAGGGUUACUCGCAACUCCUUUUGUGUUACAUGCAGUAUCUCCAGUUGAAGAAGGAGAUGAUUUAACUACCACCCAAAGGGUGAAAUCUAAAUAUGCAGACAUUUUAAAAGAUAUUGAACAAUUGAUAAUUAAUAAAAUUGAAUUCGACGAACAUAACAUUUCAAUUUCUGGAGCUUAUCUGAAUGGAAGUUCUCCAGAUGCAAAGUCGAGAUUGAAUAUGUUGGUUCCCUCCAUUGGAACAUUUUUCACUGAGUUGCCCUUAGAGAGAGCAUUUCUUUGGGAAGACUCACAAAGAGCCAUUUCUUCUAGAAGAAUGAUUGCUCCAAGUUUCAAUGAUAUUAGACAUAUACUAAAUACUGCUCAGAUCUUACAUUUUGUUAAACAAAAGAGAAUGGGUUACAAAGGUGGAAGACCUCUAAAAUUAGUUACAUUUGAUGGGGAUGUGACGUUAUAUGAAGACGGUGGUUCCUUAAAUGAUUCAAAUCCAGUGGUUCCCCAUAUAAUGCAGUUAUUAGCCAACAAUAUUAAAGUUGGUAUUGUUACAGCUGCAGGUUAUGAUGAGGCCGCAUCCUAUGAAUCUAGAUUAGAAGGUUUGAUGUCACAAUUACAUGCCUCGACUACUCUGACUUCUGAGCAAAAGAGUAAUUUAACAGUAAUGGGUGGUGAAUGUAAUUAUUUGUUCCGUUAUUGUGACGAUAUUAAAAGAGAUGAUGAUGGGAAGACGUAUGGUCUUGAAUAUUUCCAUAGAGAAACAUGGGCUCUCGAAGAAAUAAAAAAUUGGACAAAACAAGAGAUGGAUACUUUGUUGGAUUACGCUGAAAAGACUUUAAAUACUUUAAAGAUCCGACUAAAUCUACCUUCAGAGAUCCCGAUUAUAAGAAAGAAAAGAGCAGUUGGUAUUAUUCCUGGUAAGAGAUUCGAUGUUUCUUUACAGAGAAAUGUACCUUUGAAAUUAUCAAGAGAGCAACUGGAAGAAAUAGUGUUAACUUUACAAAAUUCGAUUUCUAAUUCACCAACAAGUUCAAAUAUUAAAUUUAGUUGUUUUGAUGGUGGUAGUGACGUUUGGUGCGACAUUGGUGAUAAGAAUUUAGGUAUUCGUUGUCUACAACACUUUUAUGAUCCCGAGAAUCCAAUUCAACCUUAUGAAACAUUACAUAUCGGUGAUCAAUUUGCCCCUAUGGGUUCGGCUAAUGAUUUUAAGGCAAGACUCGCAGGAUGUACAUUGUGGAUUGCAUCACCUGCUGAAACUGUCGAUAUCUUAAAUAGAUUAUUAGAAUAA